CCGUCAUAAAAAUGUGCAAGAACGGCUAAAAAUUUUUUUUUUUUUUUUUUUUUUUUUUGAAGAACGGAUCGAUGUGGAAUUUUUAAUAUCCAUUGAUAAAUUGUUCCAUAACAUAAUGCAAAAUAGGAAGAAAGAUUCAUAAUAUAAUUUUGAGUGCCUUUGAAGAGUAGGCUACUUAUAUAACCAAUAGAAUUGAAGGUUUUCUUUAGAUAUUAGUAUUAUGAGCAACGGAAGUUGCAAACAGCAGAUGAAGUGUGUGUGUGUGUGUGUUUCUAGUUUGAUCUUGGAACAAUUAAUCAAGGAGGCUACACUGCAAGAGUCCGCAUCAUGAACACAUUGGUAUGUGUGAUCACGUUAUCGUGGAACAAGAUUUAAAUUAUGGGUGGAGCAGCUUCAAGUCCAAGUACUCCUCAUUCGGACCAGAGUGGUGAUCCUAAUAUGGCCAAGCCUAUCCCUAGCGAGUGCCCAAUGCAUAGUGGUAAUGAACCAGCAAAGUUUGUUCCUGUUCCCAGUGAAUGCCCAAUGAGACAGACGGAAGAAUCAAGUGAAAUAAAUAUGGAGAAUAUGAUGCCACCACCAAAUCAGCGUCCAUCUCCAGAUCAACCAUAUCCACUUCCAGUUGAAAGGCAGCUUUCCCGGAUACCGAAGGCUGGAAAAGAGAAUGAGUUUUGGGUGUAUCCUUCACAGCAAAUGUUUUGGAAUGCUAUGCUUAGAAAAGGUUGGCGUUGGAAAGAAUCUGAUAUAGAACAAACUGACAUGGAAAACAUCAUUAAAAUUCACAAUGCUAACAAUGAUCAAGCGUGGGAUGAAGUUCUCAAGUGGGAGGCGCUGCAUGCCAAAGAAUGCGACUGCCCUAAACUAAAACGUUUUGGUGGUAAAGCUAAGGAUUUUUCUCCAAGAGCCCGCAUAAGGAGUUGGCUUGGAUAUAGUCUUCCAUUUGAUCGACACGACUGGAUUAUCGACCGCUGUGGCAAAGAUGUUCGAUACAUCAUUGAUUAUUAUGAUGGAGGUGAAGUUGAUUCACAAUACAAGUUCACAAUCUUAGAUGUUCGGCCAGCAUUUGAUUCUUUUGGUGGGAUUUGGGAUAGGAUGAGAGUUGCCGUUUUACGGUGGAGGAUGUCUUUGACUGAGAAAGAAUUACCAUCUGGUACCCAUGUUGUGCCUCAUGAAGAUAAAAACUAAAGCUGGUAGAUAAGAGAAGAUCUAGAACUACUUUGAGAGUUGCAAGAAUAGUACUGCCUAUGAACUAUGGAUUUUAUUUCAUAGAUCAGAAGUUCAGUGUGGGUGCCCACGACAAAACCAGUGUACUGUUACAUGUGUAGACAUGAAGCUUUCACCUGCAGUUGUGGGGCAUUGUUCAUGAUACAUGUCUUUGUGGUUUUUUGACAAACUAACAUCCCCAUUUAUCAUCUUUAAAUUUUUUGCAGUUAUUGAAAGCCAGCAUGUUUUGAAUUUUGAAUUUUUUAAAGGACAUUAUAAUAUAUUUUUUUACUACAGUGUUCUAGCUGGGUGAAAAUUAAAGAAGGGCGGCCACGUGACCUCCACCCCCAUCUCUGGUAACUGUUCUAAGCUACUGAAAUUUUUCGUCAGUUACAUUUUCAUACACAUCAUGUCUUGUUUCCUUUGGUAAUUCCAGUGUGCAGAUUGAUAGAUUUUGGGGGGUUUUUAAUAUGUGAAAAAAAACGUGCAUUUCAGAUAGCGGACCAGGGUGCUGUAAAAUAUAGUAGAAUGCGGAAAAAUAAAGAGGGCGGCCAAACACAAAUGCUGGGUGGUAAAAUGCAAUAGUGUGGCGGGCUGCCCUGCACAAAUGGAGUAGCGAGAACACUGGUACAUAGUUAUAAAGUUGAGGAAAGUAAUUAUAUAUUGGCAUUAUUCUAAUUUAUGGCAGGGUGAACGUUUUGAAAAUGCAGAGGUGCACAAUUUGUAAGUAAUUUAUUAUAGUGUUUUAAAAAACACUUUAAAUUCACCUAAAAAACAAAAGCUACACUUUGAGAGAGAGAGAGAGAGUACCUUUUUAACAUGCCCUUAUACCACUAAGGUUUCAGGCAUUCUACACUUUGAGAGAAAAAAAAAAUAAAGAGUUACUUAAAACAAUCAUUAAACCAGCAGCUGGUUCUUAAAUAUUUCUUUAUAAUGUUACCUAUUCUCAACAGUUGUGAACAAUAUGCGCUUUAACAUAAAAUUAUUAUUGAAAAUACAUUAGUGAUGUACUAGCAAGUUGUUGACUGGGAGCCACAAUGUCUUUGUUGCUGCAUCGGCCAGUUUCAUGUAAUCACAAAACAAAUUAAAUUUCACAAUUUAUUUGUGUCCCAGUAAUUUCAAUUUUAUUUUUGUCAGAAAGUAAUAUGUUUUCAAAUUAAAUAUAUGUAGUUACCUUCAUAAAUACAGUAAGUUUAGAAUUCCAAUUUUGUGUGUGAAAACACUUGUUUUUGUGCAUACCCGGUAACAGCUGGAUCUGCUAUAAGACUUAAAAUAAGACUCACACUGCAUGACCACCAUAUGUCUACAAAGAAUAUUUAGAAUUCUGCAUAUACAUUAUUUCACUCCAUUAUACUGUUUAAUCAGUAUUAAAGGUGAUAUACACAUAAAGACCAUGUGGGUUUCAGUAUUGGACAUAAUUAAUGUACUGGUAUGCUAUCUGAUAUAAACUACUGGUUUAUUUAAACAAGAGAUUUGCUAUAUCUUUUUGCAGAAUAUUUUGUAAUCGGACACUUAUAAAAAUUGGAUAUGCAUAUUUUAAAAUAUUUUCUAUUGAAUACAUGCUUUAAUAGGACUCAAAUAUAUGUAAGAAAAACAAAAAUGGAUAUUUGACUGAUGUCUUGCCUGAGGUGUGAUGGAUUGUAGGAUUGAUUACCAUUUAUGGAUUUGGUUUCUUUUUCUCCAUCCUAAUCUGUGUGCAUACAUGGUAUAUAAAAGGCUGUGGUAUAUACCGGGGUACUGUCUUUAUUUUUUGAGGGAGUAGCCUGUGUGGGACAACAGAUUUCCAUGUCAAAAUAACCAUGGUAGACCACAAAUAGCCAUAGCUUAAAAGGUAUUGAGGUGGAGUUAAAUAAUCCUUCUUUCUUUCUUUCUUUAUUAGACUAGUGAAAAAAAGAAGAGAAGUUGAUGAACAGAAUGUUACCAAUUAACGCCUGACUUUUGGGGCCUAAUUCACUAAACUCUUCACAACUUUGCCACCUUGUAGUGCAAUGUAAAAUGACUUGCAAGUAUGAUGUGAUGUUGCUCAAGAGAGCCUUAAAAAGCUUUAUGAAUUAAGCACCAGGGACCUCUUUCACAAAGAUCUCUUAGGCUCUGCUAGACAACAAAGCAUCCUCUUUGCAAGUCUUUUUCCAUUGCACUAUGAUAUCGCAAAGUUGUGAGAGUUUAGUGAAUUAGGUCCCAGGUUUCUAAAACCAUGUAAAUUAAGCAAUUUAUUACCUGUCAAAUACUUGUUGUACAUAUUGUCAUAAUGAUUUCUUAAUCUAAAUAUAGAUUGUGAGUAACCAAUAAAGGUAUAAAAUAUA
Molecule: messenger RNA, 3503 nt
Organism: Gigantopelta aegis
Lineage: Eukaryota; Metazoa; Mollusca; Gastropoda; Neomphalida; Peltospiridae
Product: holocytochrome c-type synthase-like
Exons: 7
Coding region: 379-1182 (267 amino acids)
Biological process (GO): cytochrome c-heme linkage
Cellular component (GO): mitochondrion
Molecular function (GO): holocytochrome-c synthase activity
Source: RefSeq, a predicted model, not a curated record